This is a messenger RNA of Paramormyrops kingsleyae, 3958 nucleotides long. RefSeq names its product fucosyltransferase 7 (alpha (1,3) fucosyltransferase) (gene fut7). Gene Ontology annotation, cellular component: membrane. Lineage: Eukaryota; Metazoa; Chordata; Actinopteri; Osteoglossiformes; Mormyridae. The record is from RefSeq and is a predicted model, not a curated record. Gene Ontology annotation, molecular function: alpha-(1->3)-fucosyltransferase activity.
UGUUCCCGAAUGUACAGUGAGAGAUUGGGGCAGGAUGCACAAUACUUGCCUGAUAACCUAUACAUUACACUGAAAUCCAAAGAAGCCAAAAUGCCUUAUGUCUAGACACCUGCCUUUUGGGUCCCAAAGAUGGACGGAAGGUACAGGAAAGAUCUGGAGAACAUGCAGCGCGUGAGCGGUACGCCUUUAAAGGAGGGGCCUUUGUUGUUAAAGGAGGAGAUGCUUUCGGGUUCCUCAGAUUUUUUUUCUUUUCGUGGUUAGCGAAUAACGAAAAUGUCAUUUAAAGGCGGCACUUUCAACCUGAGCCAAACUUCAGACAUGUCAAUUGAAAGUGAAUGAAUAGGGUACAUGAAUUACUGAGUUAUUUUAGCAUUUUAAUAUUUUAAGUAGUUCCUGGAUAUUUGUCAAUAUUAAGAACAGGACCUGACCAGCUGGGAGGAGCUCUGGAAGUUGGCUUAAGAGUGUCAGCAAGUUUCCCUGUCAGGGCGAAUUAUAAAACCAGUACCUGCGUAGACUUGCGUACCAUCCACCCAUCCAUUGUUCUGGUCAGGAGCCCAUCCCAGGCAGCACAAGGCAGAAGGCAAAGACCACUCUGGUUGGAAUGCCAGUAAAAAUAUAUUCAAUGGUCACCUGCGUCCUGGUCUGUUUGACUAUCUUCUCCUUGCUCUUCCUCCACUUCAAUCUGAAUUAUGACAUUGUGAGUGCCCCAAAACAUAGUUUCAACAUCAGCAUCUUGAUCUGGUAUUGGCCAUUUGGGCGCUCUUACAGCCUAGCCGGUGACAUCUGUUGGGAUAUGUACCGCAUCCCUGGCUGCCACCUUCAUGACAACCACUUGCUGUUCAGCCACUCUGACAUCGUAGUCUUCCACCACCAUGAGCUGAAGACCCACCAGCUGCACCUACCUCUGCACCUCCACCGUCCAGCUAACCAGAAGUGGCUCUGGCUGUCAUUGGAGUCUCCGGCCUCCAACGGAAACCUGGCCUCCUACAAUGGUCUGUUCAACUGGACCAUGAGCUACCGCCGCGAUGCCGACAUCUUCAUACCCUACGGAGAACUGGUUUCGAAGAUGCAUGCUAAGGAUGAUGAGAUCAAUGCCUUCCAUGAGAACAAAUCUUCACUGGCCUGUUGGGUGAUCAGCAACUACAAUCCUCAACAGGCAAGGGUUAAGGUCAUCCAGAAACUCAUGAAAAUAAUUAACCUGGACCUUUAUGGGUAUAGCUUCAAAAGGCCACUUCCACAUGAAAAGCUUCUGCCGACCAUCUCCCAAUGCCACUUCUACUUGGCUUUUGAAAAUGCACAAUACAAAGACUACAUCACUGAGAAGCUGUGGCGAAACUCUUUUCAGGCAGGUGCAGUGCCGGUGGUCUUGGGUCCUCCACGAGAAAACUAUGAGGCCAUGGUGCCUCACGACUCCUUCAUCCAUGUAAAUGACUUCAAGACUGUGGAGGAGCUGGCAGAAUACCUCAACCAGACAACGGCAAACCCAAUAAGGUAUAGGUCGUACUUUAAAUGGCACCGCAACCACACCGUGAAGCUCUAUACUGACUGGAGGGAGAGACUGUGCAAGAUUUGCACAGUUUACCACAAGUUGCCACCCAAGAAGAUCUACCAAGAUCUACAAGGGUGGGCCAACAAGUAGCAUUUUAUCAGAUCUGCAAUUCAAAAGCUGGCUGUGGUGGCUCAAUGGCAAGCAGUGUACUCAUAUCUCCAGAGUUAAGGGGUUCAAAUCCUACCACUGAGUAGUGAAUUUGCCUAGAUUUCCUUGUUACCUCAAAAUUGCAUAAAACUUCAGAAUCUUUAAAAUGCGAAUCAUUUUGAGCACUGGUCAUAGGCAUAUAGUUUUCAGAAAAAUACAGAAGCACCGAAAACCAAGACUGAAACCGGUAAUCAGAGGCACGCGACACUACCAUGCAGUGUUGUGGAGAAGGCUUGACACACAGGUUCAGAAAUGACUCUGCAUGGUUUACCACAAACCAGCUAAGCACACAGUAACCUGCAGUAGAGGGAAGCCAGAAAAUAGAAACGUCCUAGUCGGUUGAGGUGAAACCCAACAGUUUUUAAACAGCAUAUGCACUUUAACGGACAAAAACAUCACAGAACAUUUUAGUCAUGGCAGCAUUUUUUUCAAAUUUUUACAGUAUAUCGAUAUAUUUUCAAAACAAGAUUUAGGAUGACAGUUUAUACAGAUAUUUUACCAUGCAGAAAAAUUAGGACUCAAGAUUUUUUUAGAGAGACUAAUAGCAUUCCUUCCUGCGGGAGAGUUUACAUGUUGAACAAUCUCAGAAUACACAGCUAAAAUCAAACCAUGCUGGUCUUUCAAGGGGGAACUUGGAGAGGAAGGGUUAGGGACCACUGACCCUUUGUUCAUUUCAUGUUAAAACGUUGCCAAACAGUUGACGUGUUUAAAAUACUGCAGUGUGCAGUAUUUGUUUUAUUUUGUUGAAGGCUAGUAUAUUAGAAUGAUCUUUCCAGUUAAGCACUUUCAAUGAUUACACAAGUCAACAGGUCAUUUUCAUCUCAAAGAAAUUUAUGUGGAUUGUGCAGGGUUUUCGCGGCGAUUUCAAAUCCGUGUUUAGUUUUUCUCUAACCCAUCGAGUUUUUGUGAUGAAGUAAAUGAUAUAUUGUAUAAUAUUUGGUGUAAUUAGCCUAAGCAUAUUAGAUUUAAUAACAGUUGUCUGUAUAAUUUACACUACAGACAGCAUUGACAGAUUUAUUUCAGUGGGCCUCAUACCUAGAAAUUGUGUCAAUCAUCCAGACAGUUUCCGGUAUAUGUGUGUGGUUCAUUCACGACAAAAGUACAACGGUCAAAUAAUUGCUGUAGGUCUUAAGAUGUACAGCUAGUACUUCGGUUGUCCGCCAAAUGACCAGGAUUGGUCGUGGGCUCCGCCUGUCAUCUGUACCAGUUGGUCCAAUGGAUUGCGUGACUGGCUAAAUCGGGAAAGGUAGCGACACCAUUUGCAAUCCCACUGGUGUGAGCCGGGAACAAGCAGUGUCCAGUUUCUGUCUCUGGUUGAUCCACAUAAAUCUUGACACAUCUCCAUAUCAAGCUAUGCUUGAACAACAACCUUGAAGGGACCAUGUGUAAAAAGAACUCACAAGGUUUUCAGUUCCUUGAGAAGUUUCUGAAAACCAGCACUGCAAACCUGAAGAAAGGGAUAUGUAUAGUUUCCCAGAUCAGGUCUGUUUUGCGGAAUGAAGGUCUUAAUUUCUCAGGAAGCUUGGGAGGUAUGCAAGAGGCUCUGCAGAAACUGAGUAGCCAUAAGCCUCCUGCAUACAUGGAAGGUGAUCAGGAUCUGCUUGAGUCAUACCAGAAACUGGGGUGUCACAUGUCAAUGAAAAUGCACACCUUUCACUCCCACGGUAAGUGAUAAGCAAGAACGUUUGCACCAGGACAUUCGCUUAAUGGAGCAUCGCUACCAAGCUUUCUGGACUGAGUGUACGAUGGCAGACUGAUGCUGAAUGCUCUACAGACAGUGUACACAAGAUUACACACUUAGAAUUUUUGAAGAAAUAGUGGCAGCUGACUUUUGUAUCUGUACCACAGCGAGAGUCUGAUUUCGCACUGAAGAUAAUGAAACAUUUACUGUGGAGGUGCUUAGGUUUUGGUAAAAGCUACAUACAGGUACAAUGUAAGGUAACAUUACUGGGACUGGUCAUAUCAAACUGAAAAUCAAAUCAGUAAGAAAAUUGUAGUCUGAUAAAAAAAAAAAAAGUGUGUCGUGUUGUGAUGUUUCUGCUUAUAGACCCAUUUGCAAUGACAAUGGGUUUUACGUCAAGUUUCUGGUCUGUAAUCAUUUACCUUCUGUUUUGAGAACCAUGUGAAAUGGACAAAAAAAAAAAGAAGUCUGCCUGCCCUGGACAGUGUGACAGCUGCUUUCAGAGCCACCCAACAGCAACAUCUCAGUAUGUUUUGAGUUUAAAUAGAAAAUAAAAAAUGUUCAUGCUUUAGAGUUGUGCA